UUUUUUUUUUCUCGAAGUCGUUAUAAAAGGCGAAUGAGUAUCUAUAUGCCUGUAUUGCUGACGAAAGCCAUGGAUUCUCAACUUGACCUUUCUGACAUCGAUGUUUUCAACAUUCUUCAAUCAGCGAACUACAUGUCCGUUUGCAUGGCUACACUUUUAGUAGGUUUAUGUUUAUUUGUGUUGGAUGGAAUUCGCCGCAGACAUACGAUUAUAUCCUUAGACUCGACGACGAAAUUACCUAUAUCCGCAACUCGGGAAGGAGUAAAUUAAAACUCAUAUACUUCUUUACCCGCUAUGUGUCUUUUGUCAUGCCGACUAUCCGAUUGUUUAAAUUAAUAAGCGUCCACUACGGGCCUGAGGAUUGUCUAUUGUUUUGGCUGUUGG
Serpula lacrymans var. lacrymans S7.9 is the source of this 384-nucleotide messenger RNA. RefSeq lists its product as uncharacterized. The transcript has 6 exons. Lineage: Eukaryota; Fungi; Basidiomycota; Agaricomycetes; Boletales; Serpulaceae. The coding region runs from base 70 to 270 and encodes 66 amino acids. The record is from RefSeq and is a predicted model, not a curated record.